This is a messenger RNA of Filobasidium floriforme, 701 nucleotides long. Its product is annotated as ribosomal protein S8. Gene Ontology annotation, biological process: translation. The transcript has 3 exons. Gene Ontology annotation, molecular function: structural constituent of ribosome. The record is from RefSeq and is a predicted model, not a curated record. Bases 6 to 398 code for a protein of 130 amino acids. Gene Ontology annotation, cellular component: ribosome; cytosolic small ribosomal subunit. NCBI's taxonomy places the organism in Eukaryota, Fungi, Basidiomycota, Tremellomycetes, Filobasidiales, Filobasidiaceae.
CCAAGAUGACCCGAGUCUCCGUUCUUAACGACUGCUUGAACAACAUCGUCAACGCCGAGCGACGAGGAAAGAGGCAGGUGCUCAUUAGGCCCGCCAGCAAGGUCGUUGUCAAGGUCUUGUCGGUCAUGCAGAAGCACGGCUACAUCGGCGAGUUCGAGCUUAUCGACGACCACCGAGGUGGAAAGAUCGUUAUCCAGCUCAACGGACGAUUGAACAAGACCGGUGUUAUCUCUCCCCGAUUCAACGUCACCCUUGACGCCAUCGAGAACUGGGUCAACGUCUUGUUGCCCGCCCGUUCGUUCGGAAAGAUCAUCCUUACCACCUCUGCCGGUAUUAUGGACCACGAGGAGGCCAGGAGGAAGCACACCGGAGGAAAGAUCUUGGCUUUCGUCUACUAGACGCAGAGUUCGGUUUCUUUUUGGGUUUACCUCUAUCGAGAGCGAAGAGAGAUUUGGAGGGUUCGGUUGAGGAAGAGUGGUCGGCGUACGCAAAUGCCUCGACCGGUCGGUGGAAGGAUUGUAGUCUAGUAGUACCUCCUUUGCCUAUCUGCGCGGGUGUCUGUGAUGAUACCAAUCGGGACUCUCCCCCUUCAGUCUUUUCGCAUCAAUCGUUUGAUAGGCUCUGUUUUGAGACCCUUCCGCGCCUUUUCCUCCUCGUCAUGACCAGUCUCGUGUUUCACAGCAGAAACAGGAGGGUAUUGU